UCUUGUAUGCAUAAAUAAAUAAUCUUUAAAAAAUAUUAGGUGGGGAAUCUGGCAGGAAAGUGAGCAAAGUCAGAAUUGGACAGAGCCUGAGACUGCAACUGGUCCAGUCCUGCCUGGGAGAGACCCUUCUGCUUCAUGGCCUGUCUGCAGCCCUGCUCCCCUGUAUGCCCCAAUCACAUACCACCCACUAGCUGGAUCCCGGGCACCAGAUAGGGGGGCUUUGGGGCUGUACCACUUUGUCUUGCCAACCUAGGAAUCCUGUCGCAGAUCCUCUCUUGGACCCACAUCUGGGUCCAAGGACCAAGGCUCUCUUAGUCCUGGAUGGGUGAGGAGUGAACACAGAGCAAGCACUUGCUUUAGAGCUUUAGAGGAGCUGGGCCACAGGUGCCCGGCUGCCCCUGAUGGACCCUCCUGAUUCCCAGAAGCAGCUGCCUGUGCCCUGUUGAAACUUCAUGGCCACAGCCCCAGCCCCUGCAGGCAUUGCCAUGGGCAGCGUGGGCAGCCUAUUGGAACGGCAGGACUUCUCUCCUGAAGAGCUUCGGGCUGCACUCGCAGGGUCCCGGGGCUCCCGCCAGCCUGAUGGGCUCCUCCGGAAGGGCUUGGGCCAGCGCGAACUCUUCAGCUACCUGCAUCUGCCCAAGAAGGACGGCAAGACCUCCAAGCGGGCCCCUCGGAAUGAGCCUGCUGACUAUGCCACCCUUUACUACCGGGAACAUCCUCGGGCUGGUGACUUCAGUAAGACAUCUCUGCCAGAAAGGGGUCGAUUCGACAAGUGCCGCAUUCGCCCAUCGGUGUUCAAGCCUGUGUCAGGCAACGGGAAAGGCUUCCUGUCUGUGCAGAGCCUGGCAGCCCACAAGGGCCAGAAGCUGUGGCGCAGUAACGGCAGUCUGCACACGCUGGCCUGCCACCCGCCCCUGAGCCCUGGGCCCCGGGCCAGCCAGGCUCAGGCCCGGGCCCAACUGUUGCACGCCCUCAGCCUGGAUGAGGGUGGCCCUGAGCCGGAGCCCAGCCUCUCUGACUCCUCCAGUGGGGGCAGCUUUGGCCGCAGUCCCAGCACCGGCCCCGGUCCGUUCAGCUCCUCCUUGGGCCACAUCAACCAUCUUGGGGGUUCCCUGGACCGGGCUUCGCGGAGCCCCAAGGAGGCUGGGCCCCUGGCUGUGCUGAGCUGCCUUCCGGAGCCCCCACCCCCCUACGAGUUCUCCUGCCCCACAGCCGAGGAGGUGGUAGCGGUGCUGCCCGAGACCUGUGAGGAGCUCAAGCGGGGUCUCGGGGAUGAGGAUGGCUCUAAUCCGUUCACACAGGUGCUAGAGGAGCGCCAGCGGUUAUGGCUGUCUGAGCUGAAGCGCCUCUAUGUGGAGCGGCUGCACGAGGUGGCCCAGAAGGCGGAGCGCAGUGAACGCAACCUCCAGCUACAGCUGUUCAUGGCCCAGCAGGAGCAGCGACGGCUGCGCAAGGAGCUGCGAGCACAGCAGGGCCUGGCUCCUGAGACGCGGCCCCCAGGUACCCUCCCAGAGGCUGACGCCAGCGCUCGACCAGAGGAGGAAGCCCGGUGGGAGGUGUGCCAGAAGACAGCGGAGAUUAGCCUGCUGAAGCAACAGCUGCGGGAGGCCCAGGCCGAGCUGGCACAGAAGCUGGCUGAAAUUUUCAGCCUGAAGACACAACUUCGGACCAGCCGGGCACAAGCUCAGGCUCAGGAUGCGGAGCUGGUCCGGCUGCGCGACGCUGUGCGAAGCCUGCAAGAGCAGGCCCCUCGGGAGGAAGCCCCAGGUAGCUGUGAGACUGAUGACUGCAAGAGCCGGGGACUGUUGGGGGAGGCUGGCGGCAGCGAGGCCGCAGAAGGCUCUGAGCAGCUGCGAGCAGAGCUGCUGCAGGAGCGGCUCCGGGGGCAGGAGCGGGCGCUGCGCUUCGAACAGGAGCGGCGGACGUGGCAGGAGGAGAAGGAGCGGGUGCUGCGCUACCAGCGGGAGAUCCAGGGGAGCUACAUGGACAUGUAUCGCCGCAACCAGGCGCUGGAGCAAGAGCUGCGGGCACUGAGGGAGCCCCCCACACCUUGGAGUCCUCGACUUGAGUCCUCUAAGAUCUGAGGCCAGCGGAGCAAGCUGCUAGCAGAAGCACUGUCAGAAGAUGGCGUGGACAAGCCCGCUCCGAGUCGGUUGGCACCUUUCUUAGUUGGCCAAGGGGCAGGAUCUGUGAGGCCAGCCAGGGAUGGGGAAGCCCGCCGGGAGGAGGGAUCAGCGGGGCUGUGGGCUGGAAAGGGUGCCGGCAGCAGGAGCCAGGGCAAGGCCCUCCUGACAGAGGAGCACCUAGGCAGGGCCCCGCCCUGCUCCCUGGAGUAGGUGUGGCCCAAGGAAAGCGGCUGGGGAAUGAAGAACCCUGAGAUGCAGAGGCAGAAGUGAGGGAGGCUGGGAUGGGAACAUUGGCCUCCCUGGAAUAAAACCAUGUUUUGUAUGAGGAGGGCCCUGGUAAUCCAUUGGACUCGUUCCCACUUGAGUCUGAAGAUACUGACUGCUAGAGAUCAAGGGCUACCUGGGCUGGAGCUCUUCAUGGCCACCAGCGGCAGCAGGGCGUGCCCAUUGCCCGUGUGUGCAGCUGCUGGGCAUGUGUGUUGGGGAGGAAUCCUUGCACCAGCAUCACAGUUUUGUAGCUGCCGUGUGGGCUGAAAUUCCUUUCUUGAGCAUCAGUGGGAUUUUUCAGAAGGAACAAUGCCAGGGAACCUAGAAUAACAAAAGGGCAAGUCAACCAAGGCCUUGCUAGAACAUGAAGCAGUGUCUUGGUGGGAAGUCUAGGCUCCGGCUGCCCAGGCCCCUGCUGCAUUUGGUGUUGGCCUAAGACAGCCUCUGCUGGAGUACGCACAGCUUCAGGAGGGUCUGCUUCUCUCUGGAUGUGCCUCCCAUCCUUCUGUCUGCGGUGCACCCCUCCCUCCACAGCCAUGGGGGAGCUGUGGGAAGGCACCGGAGACAAGGCAGAGAAAGCUUGUGGGACACUUUAUACCCCAGCGAGGACUGGAACAUGGCCCAGAAGGCAUGGAGGGCCAUGUAUUUAUAUUCUGGAAAGCUCUGUUCCAGGAGGAAGCAGCCCCCAUUAGCUGAAAAUCAGUGUCCUUCCAGGCGCAUUGUUUUAAUUGCCACUGAACGAGGAGGGAGUGGAGGGAGGGCCCACCCUCAGGGCUUGGGCACAGGUUGAGCUUCUGUGCUUCCUGUCCCAGAUUAGCCAGCAUGCAGAUGUCUCCCCUCCCAGACUCUGCCCUGCUGAGUCAGUGGCUUAUUCCUAGUUCUUUGCAAAGACCCCCAAAUUGCUCAUUUAGGAGGUGCUCCCUUCUCCUCUGGUCAUACCUGGAAGCUCCCACAGGCCCCAGCAGGCAGGUUCCAGUGUCCUGUGGGAGUACAGGUCUACCAAAGAGGAUGGGGGCCAUGGGAUGUGAGUUGGGGUGCCCUGCCUUUUUAGGGUGUGUGAGCUCUUGGCUCUGAGGAUGUUGUGUUUAUGGCCUUGUGAGUGGCAGGUGUGUAGAGAUGUGCUGUGGGGUGGUGGGUGUGUCCAGGGGGGUGUGUUUAGGACUCCUGAUUUGGAGCCCGGAGGAUUGCUUCUUGGCCCCUCCCUCUGCCUGUUCCUUCCUGCCAACCCCAAUCUCUUUCCCUGUGUCCAAAUUUAGGCCAGAACGGACCCCUGAGCCUAACUGAGACCCAUCUAGGCCCACCCUGAGCUCAGGUGCUCUGCCUGGGGUCAGAAAUGGGUAGCCCAUUUCUUAGACCAAAGUCUGAGCCAGUGGCCCUUCCACAACCCGCCAACCAAAGCCAGUGCACUCCCCAAGUCCUGGUGCUGGUCAGGCCAGGUGUCCCACAGUGACCAGGGUCCCCCUUUUGGUGCACCAGCCCUGCAGAACAGCUCUCCACCCAGCAAUUAGGGAGCUGGGCUGGCCAGUACAGCGAGCGGGGAGUGGGUGGGCGGUACCAAAACUUGGCAGCUGUGCCAGAAACCAAGGCCAGGCCCAGAUGCAGGGGGAGGGCACCAUAGAACUAAAGCUGGGAGUCUCAGAGGGAACCGGAUCCUUGUUAGUUCAUCCCUCCUGGGCAAACCAGUUCCUGGUCCCCAAGCCGGCUGGGUGGCUCUGGGACCAGCCGCUUGCAGGUGCCACUGUGUGGCUACUGCUUCAGGGCAGCCACUCCUUCCUGCUGCUGUUGGGCCCCUCAGUUUCCCAGCUACCCUCAGGCUCCUCCCCCAGCAGACUGGUACAGACAGCCAGUUUUCUCCAGAACUAAGGGAGGAUGCCCACUGCCCUACCCCCACCUCCAUACACACAGGGCUUCCUGCCCAGGUCCUUCCUGUUCUGAGUUAGUGUCGCACUUAAUGGUGCCCACUGACCCUUUGCAGCUCUCUGGACCCAGAUCCUGUGUGUGUGCUCACCGGCUCCUUGCCUGCUACUGUAAUUGUGGGCUCUGGCAUUGCCUCGCCAGGUCCAUAUCUUCUAUUUUCAUCACAAGAGCCCUGUCUGGCUGUAGGCCAGAAACACUGCAGGGCUAGGCUGGGGCUGGGGGUGGGGUAGGGCCAGCAGGCAAGAUGCCAACUCUGAGUGUUCAUCACUCCUGGCACCUGGCCUGCUAAGCCUCAGGAUUCUAGAACCCCUGCCAUUCACUACUGGGCCGUGUAUUGCUGCCUUCCUCAGGGCCAAGUAUGGUUUCAGGUGAGGAAGCUUAGGCGAUUAAGCCCCCUACCCUGGUGGCUCUUCCUAGAGGGUAGGGGAGAGAAACAUGGUAGUGACCAGGCCAGAAGCAUACAACCCACAUGGGGACAAUGGCAAGCCCUCCAUAGUGUUAGCAGAACAAGACAGUCAGGGAGCCUGUCUGGGGGCAUGAAUAAAUCUCUUGAGACUGAGGAUGCAAAUAUUAGGGAAGUCUUCUUCCAAGAGGGCACAGGCCCCCAUUCACAGUACUGACUAUCUAGUGCACAAUCCUAGGAGAGGGCCUUCACUCUGUCUUUUGGAUUUAGAAGAGAAAAAAGAAUGUGCUGUUUGUUGCAACAAAAACAAGAGAGAUGGCACAAGAGAGCGGAGGCAUGAAUGUGUGGGGGUUCAGAGGAGAGCUGGCUCCCAUAUUGCUCCAGGUGCAGGAGGUGGGUAGGAUAGCAAAGGUUGACCAAACUUGGUUAGGCACUUUUUGACUAGGCCUGGAUUUAUUCUGUGUACUCCUUUAUUUAGUCCAGCAAGAAUCCCCAGCCUCCAAAUCUGAUCACCUUCCACAUCUGAUCAGGUUCCUCACCAGCACCCCUGUAGAUGCGCAGUUAUUCUGACCUGUCUUCAGUGAGACUGGUCAGAAUCCCUGACUCCUGACUUCCUCUCAGUCAUUGUUUCCUGGCCUGACACUACCAUCACCACCCCGGCUUGGCUUUAUAAAUUCUACUUUUUGUAUUUGGAGUUGAGCUCACAUUCUUCUACACUGGAAACCCAUUGUGGUAGCCUCUCUUAAAUAAAGUCUUCCAUACCC
This is a messenger RNA of Condylura cristata (star-nosed mole), 5477 nucleotides long. RefSeq names its product NEDD4 binding protein 3 (gene N4BP3). The record is from RefSeq and is a predicted model, not a curated record. NCBI's taxonomy places the organism in Eukaryota, Metazoa, Chordata, Mammalia, Eulipotyphla, Talpidae. The transcript has 4 exons. The coding region runs from base 453 to 2084 and encodes 543 amino acids. Gene Ontology annotation, cellular component: cytoplasmic vesicle.